CUGGGUGGUGGAUAACUUAUAGCUAUCUAGAAGUUGGAAGAUUGAACUUCUGAAGUUGCAAAAUAAUGAUACAGUAUUUUUGUUUCUUGAUCAUUCUCACCAAGUACUAAGAGGUUGUUUUUGCUUUUUUUUUUCUUGAUGCAUUUACCAGUUGGGUAAGCGGGGUCUUGGAUCCAGAAGGCAGUGCAUCUGGAGAUGUUGUUACAUCAGUUAAAAGAAUUUGAUAGCUUUCAUCAAGUUUGGUGAGGACUGCAUACUUUUCUGGGGUGUAAAUGAUCACAGUGAAAAUGGUGUUGAAAAAAAACUUCUGGGUUAUUUUUGUUCUACUCCUUUUAGGAUUUGCAGCUAAUUUGCACACUGCAAAACGCGCUCCUCGGCCUAGGCCUCGCCGGAUUCUCUUGGAUACAGAUGUUGAUACGGAUGAUUUCUUUGCUCUGCUCUACCUCUUAAAGCUUAACAGGUCAGAGUUUGAGUUAGAGGGUGUGACUAUCAACACAAAUGCCUGGACUGAUGCUAGACAUUCUGUGAAUCAAAUCUAUGACAUCCUUUACAUGAUGGGGCGUGAUGAUAUCGCUGUUAGAGUUGGCGGCGAAGGUGGAAUACUAAAAGAUGGUACCAUUCUUCCUAAUGUUGGUGGAUAUCUUCCCAUAAUAGAACAGGCAUGAGCUCAUUGAUUGCCUUCUACAUGUUUGAUUUUUUUUUUCCUCAUAA
Molecule: messenger RNA, 711 nt
Organism: Humulus lupulus (European hop)
Lineage: Eukaryota; Viridiplantae; Streptophyta; Magnoliopsida; Rosales; Cannabaceae
Product: nucleoside hydrolase 5-like
Exons: 3
Coding region: 273-665 (130 amino acids)
Molecular function (GO): hydrolase activity, hydrolyzing N-glycosyl compounds
Source: RefSeq, a predicted model, not a curated record